Messenger RNA from Stegastes partitus (bicolor damselfish), 653 nucleotides. It is a transcript of the gene camkmt, whose product is annotated as calmodulin-lysine N-methyltransferase. The record is from RefSeq and is a predicted model, not a curated record. Gene Ontology annotation, cellular component: cytoplasm. The transcript is spliced from 4 exons. Gene Ontology annotation, molecular function: calmodulin-lysine N-methyltransferase activity. NCBI's taxonomy places the organism in Eukaryota, Metazoa, Chordata, Actinopteri, Pomacentridae. The coding region runs from base 157 to 600 and encodes 147 amino acids.
UUACAGUCAAGCCAUAACUGCGAUCAUUUUUGCGUUGGUAUAGUUAGUGAAAGAAGCCUUAUUUUUGUAUGAUCGCACUGCACCCGUUAACUGUGACAGCUCCACAGCCAGGAUACCUGUGUACAGAUUUGUCUCCACGCAGAAUUUGAAAGUAAGAUGGAGAAGGACUCCACCGGCUCUGCAGAAAAGACUGAGCCGGGUUCGGUAUUAAGGGAAAAUAUUCACGAAGACAACUGCACAGCUGAUUCCUUCGGUUCCCAGGCAGAUAACUGUGGUACGACUGAUGUCGCCCGAGCCAGGUGGACUCUACUGAGACAGGUGUUGCGUCAGAAGCAGACGGACAGUCCAGAGGUCAAACAGGUGUCUGUUCGCCGGUUUUCCACGUUUGACCUUUUCAGCAGGAAAAGGCUUGUGGCACACAGUGAUACCUCAGAUGACCAGUGGGUGGAGUACAGAAGUGUCUUCUCUCCUGAGUACAGUGCCUUACUCAGGGAUAACCUGGGGCCUCUUAGAGUUAAUGAAGUGCUCAACAGUUUUGACAACACUGGCAAUGUCUUAGACGGGGGGAGGAAGGAGAACAGGAUGGAUGUAGGCGACUGAGCUGUGGAGAUGGAGAUGUCUAGUGAUAAUUGCAUGACUCUAGAUUAUCACGU